This is a messenger RNA of Striga hermonthica, 666 nucleotides long. The record is from the annotation of a GenBank genome assembly. Lineage: Eukaryota; Viridiplantae; Streptophyta; Magnoliopsida; Lamiales; Orobanchaceae.
AUGAGCGACCCAAUCGCCUUCGUCGAGGAGCCGGCGGCCGGUGCCGGCGGCGCCGGCGGAUUCGACAGGCUGGACGACGAGCAGCUUCGGAGCAUGUUCUCCGAUGAGGUCGCCGCUGUGGGCCCCACAUCCAACCCCUCCACGCCGUCAGAUCACAACAGCGAAGCACGGAUGAAGGCCGAGCCCGGCGGGGAGGCCGACAGCCCGGAUGCUCCGGCCCCGGCGGGCCCGCCUGGAAAUAAGUCCUCCGAGAGUAACUCCGGCGACACCAUCGUCGACCCCAAACGGAUCAAACGAAUAUUGGCCAAUCGACAAUCAGCUCAGAGGUCUAGAGUGAGAAAGCUACAAUACAUUUCAGAGCUUGAGAGGAGCGUCACAACACUGCAGACUGAGGUAUCAGCAUUGUCACCUCGGGUCGCAUUUUUGGACCAUCAAAGGCUUCUACUGAAUGUGGACAAUAGUGCUCUUAAGCAAAGGAUAGCAGCUUUGGCUCAAGACAAAAUUUUCAAAGAUGCCCAUCAAGAGGCAUUAAAGAAGGAGAUAGAGAGGCUGAGGAAAAUCUACCACGAACAGAACAUUAAGAAAAUGGAGGCCGCCGGCGACGACGCCGUGCCCAUAUCGCCGGAGGCAACCGCCGGCAAGAGGGGCUGUAUGGACGAUGAAUAA